CUGCCGCCACCGUCGUCGCUGCCGUAGCCGUUGCCUUUACGUUCGCGUCUUUCGCCCGUAUUGGUUACUCGCUGCAGCUCGUAGUGUUUCGUGUCGUUCCGUGCGUGUAGUCGCGAUACACCGUCUGGUGUUGAGGAGGAGGCACCUACGAUGUUGUCGCUGAGACGCAAAGGAGAAGUGAGGCUUCCCGGGGGAGCGAGUCUGCGGUGUGUGGUGGGAGAAGUCAGCUGAACGAUGGAUCUGUAGGGGUGAGCGGCGAAGAGGGUAACCGCGCUCCACGUCGACCGCGCGAAGCGGUUCCAGUCGUGAGUCAAGCCUCGUCACGUCGAUUUGUCGCAUUGUACUGUACGGUUGUUUUAACGCGAAUCAUCUUCCUCUUCAUCCGUACAAACGGAUGCGUAUUGUCGCAGUGUGCUGCAACGAGUUGUCAUCUUUUUUGUUUUAUGCCCGUUCAAAGGAAACGUAUUGUGAACACGAAAAAGUGUCGUUCGUUAUCGAAAGCCACCAGCUUCAUGCAUGGCUACGUUCGGGAGUGAUACUAUUGUUUCAUUAUUGCAACGGAUAUAAGAGAAGAGAAAAGUGAAACAAGAAUCGCAAAUUGAUUCACUGAUGAGCCGAGGAGUGUGAUAAAAAAGUGGUGCUUUUGUUUAGUACAACCAACGGUGUGAGCGAGGAUCGACUGCGAAGGUUUUAAGAUGCUGACGUCCAAUGCGAAUCAGUAUCUCCGUCCUGAAUAUCUCACACCGUUACCUACUACGUUAGAUGCGAAGAAAAGUCCACUCGCGCUACUCGCUCAAACCUGCAGUCAGAUAGGAGUGGAUCCCCCGUCCAACAAAUCAUUACUAAGUUCCUUGGACAAAUCGUCAAGAUCAUCCAAAACCGCGGAUCAAUCCCGCGAAAAGUCCUCGCCAGUGGUGAUAGUAUCGGUCGCGGCUCCAACGUCGGCAGUAGAAUCCACAAAAACUAGUUUCAAGCCGUACGAAUCCUGCCUGGGACGUGAGAAAGCGUCCAGUCCAGACGAACCGCGAUCAGCGUCGAGCCAUUCGACAUCUGGCCGAUCCAGGACUCCCGGUAGCGGUGGUAAACGAUGUCCCAGCAAUCAGAGCGCUACAUCGAUACGUGCCGUCACACCACAAGGCAGGAAAACACCAAAUGGUGAAGUGACACGGGAGUCGCCGGUUUCUAGGAGUUCAGCGGUACCAAUGAGCGCGACAGAAACUACCUCGAAUCAACCAACCGUCAGUAGCCCCUCGUUACAAGUCAAACCUGCCUAUAGUCCCGCGGGGGUGCUGGCGAUGACUGACCCAUCCAUCAAGGAUCUACCCUUAGGCACGUUUAAGCCAGGCGUCAGCCUUCCAACUUCCACCGCUGCUUAUUUAGGCUACAGUCCCGGUCAGUUACCCAUAGAUGUAAUGGCUAGUUCACUCAUGUCUCAGCAUCAUGCUGUUCUGAAGAACGGUCUCGUCGCCACUAAUCCUUAUCUCGGCUACACGAGAUUGAAGACCAGCGCUGGACCGGCGGAUAACUUGAUGCCGGUAUGCCGCGAUCCCUAUUGCACCGGCUGCCAAUUAAACUCGCAUCUGCUAUCGAAUUCGGCGACCGCUACGAUCGUUGCCAAUGGCAAAUUGCCGUCAGGUACGAGUGUGAGCUCAAGUUCUUGCCCGGCUGGAUGUGCUCAGUGUGAUCACAAACCUAGUAGCGCUUCGCCUUAUGGACCGCUCGGUGCAGCAAGCGCCUACGCACAUGCACAGUUAGCCGCACUAGCCGCAGUUUCGCAGUUACCUUACGUAUGUAACUGGAUCGCCGGCGACACUGCGUAUUGUGGCAAAAGGUUCGCCACAUCGGAGGAGCUGUUGCAACAUCUCAGGAGUCACACGAGCGUGUCGACGGGCGGUGGCACGACCGAUCCUAGUGCGGCCGCGACUGCUGCUGCGCUGUCUCUGCUGUCGCCCUCGGUCGGAUUGCCUCCAACUCACCCUCUGUUCGCCCGAACUUACCCCACGCCACCUUUGAGUCCGCUCGCGACCGCGCGCUAUCAUCCGUACGGGAAACCUUCGCCGCUGAUACCACCGUCUCUACCGUCGUUGGGUCUGCCGCUGCCGCCAUUGCCGCCGCCGCCGCCACCACCACCUCAUCCACACGCGACUGCUGGACUGCCGGCGUAUUUCUCGCCGUAUUCUCUCUAUGGACCCCGUCUAGGUACAUCUUCCGGUAUGCAUCAAUGAGUUCUUGGUAGCGGGUGCUUGUAAACCAAUGGUUUCCAAGGCGAAUCAACCGACGAACUGUGAUUUCUGCACGAUUAAGAGUAAGCAGGGAAUAUCGGUUUUAUGUGAGAUGCUUCGAGCGACGAGCCAAUCAUCAGAAGAAAUCUCAAGUUACCGAGCUACACGAUCUCAAUACGACAGAAUUGUUUCUUUCACGAUACUAUACGAUAAUCUAUGCUCGGUUGGUCUUCCGCAAAUUUUGUGCAAAGUUUUUCAUCUGAUAUCAAAAAUUUAACAUAGGAUUCAAAGAAUUAAAAACGUGCGCAUAUUAAACAACACCAUCUACCUAGGUGCAAAACGCUAUUGUCUCGAUGUUGACGCAAAUAGGUUUGUUGUAUUAUACAUACUAUACAUAAAAUGCUUUAACAAAUACAAAGAUAACUUUCAAUAGACUUAUCGACUUUCCGAGGGCUCUACUUUUCAAGUAUCGCUAUCGGUGAUAAAAAGUGCUCUCAAAUAUCUACAUGUGAACAGCCUUACUGUUCUCAUCAAAAUAAAAUGAAUCCCUACCUCAGCUAUGUAUCAAUAACCAAACUUAAUCUAACCAAACCUAAUCUUAAUUUAACCAAACCUAACAUCACCAAAAUCGUUAAAGAACGGUUGCAUUUCUGUAUAACUGGUUCGUAUGGAUAAUACCUGUCACUUACGAAUGCCUAUGAAUUGCAUUCAGAAAGAAAAGCCUGAUGCAUCACUUCGCUAAGCUAUUGGCUACUUUCGCCUGCUACUCUCGGCAUAGUCUCUUAGAUUCGUAGUUUUCUCAUAUUUGCCACAAGUGCUGCGAUAUAUCGAGGCAAGCGACUUUCAAAUAGCGUUGAACUUGUUCAUUAAGGUAGUUGUUUCGCACGGUGUAACGAAUUGGCAUCAAAGAUGCCUCUCAUAAAUAUAUUAUUAAACACAAUUAUGCCUUUAUAUAAAUGUGUUUAACUAUCUAAAUAAUAGAUUUUAAUUUAAAGUGAAGUUAAGAUAUAAAAUAUAUACGCGAUAUAUUAUAAAUACGAAAAUAUUUAUUUUUUAUUACUCUUAUUAAUGAUUUAUAUUUAUACAUUGGUUGAUCUGAUCACAGAAUGAUAUCACACAAAAAUAUAAAAUAUUUAAAUAUGUGUAUAUGUAUAUAUAUUUGGAAUGUUAUUAUAAAUUAUGAACUUUCUACAGUUGUGAUUACAAAAAAGAUGAAUUCAAUAAUUCUGAAAUUUAUUAUGAAGAAAUAUCUGUAUAUUGAUAUUUCAUAUCAUACUUACUUUUCACAAUACUUUUCAUUAGUCUUUUAACUAUAGUAUAAGAGGAAUUCAAGAGGAUGCUGAUCUCAAGGAACGCGUAUGAAAACUUUGGUUACCUUUUGUCAACUUCCGAAUGAUCAAUCCUUUUUUUAAUUACACGAGCAAUAAAUAAUAUUUCAAUUUUAUUUCAAACAACUACCUUAAUAUAGAGACAACGCAAGACUGAGCAUACGUACGCCCGUAUCUAAUUCAUGUCUAAUUUGUUAAUUUAUGUGAAAUUUUGAACUAUCAUCAAGCUGGUAACCAGCUCUUUCGUGUAUAUUUUGGAACAUCAAUUCACAUUUAGAACGAUUUAGAACGGGAAUAAAGAAUUUCGAAUGACCAAGCCCGCAAAAAGUUUUGCAUGUCGGAGAGAUUAAACUCUAGGAUAUAUGCAAUGCAACGUUGAACGUAUUACCCUUAAGUUGAUAAAUUCGUUAUAGCUAAACAAGAUUUUUAUUCGGGCAAAGAAAGUGUGUGCGUGAGUGAGUGAAUUUUGAUGCUUUACUUAGUCCUUGUUCAUCUGCUGCGUCUGGCGUACAACUCAGUACCGAAUGACGAGUGCCACAGCAAACGUGGUCGAAAAACCAAUGUUUAACUGUGAUUUCUGAGUGAGAAAGUUGAUAGAGAGAGGGGAAGAGAUAUUCUCCUGUGAAAGAUUUGCGUGUGUGUGCGCGUGUGCGUGUAUGUGUAUACAUGAUUAGAAUUUAUUAACGAAAACGCAAUUACAGAAAUUUUAUUUCGAACGAAAGUAAUCGCAUAAUUGGAUAAAAACAGAUAUUUUAUCAGACAAUUAUUUGGCGAUAUAAAGGAUUUGCUAUGUGCUAGUAUAAAAACUUUAAUCACUUUACGAUGGUAAUAUAUUAUAUAAAAUUACUUUUAUGACAGUACUGAAAUAUAUUUUUGCGUGUUUAAGUUAAAAGAAAUUAAAAUAUACAUUCAGUGUACCAUUGUGUUAUGUGUAUGUGGAAUGAAAUAUACGAUUAUAUUUACGAUUAUAUAAACGAAAUACAUAUGAUGAAGUGAUAAGUCUCAAAUCCAUUAUAUCAAAAGAUCUCCUCGAUGUAUCAUUAUUUCAUCGAUAUAUUUUCUAACGAACAAACACAUGCACAAUGUGAUGAUUUAUCACUUGCUUUUUAUUUGAUUGAAAUAUUACAUACGAUUCUUUCAAAUAUGUAUUGUGUUUGACUCAGAAUCUUUAAAAAUUACGGAUGAUAUCAUUUGGAUGUCUCUCAAACAUAUUUAAACGCUAAACAAAAAAGCAGUAACAAUAUAAAAAUAUGCUAUUUUUUAUUAUUUUGUUCGAAAUUUAUAUCAGAGUUUUCCUAAUUGAGGCAUAUUUUGUUUUUGCGACUACGAAAAAUAAUUGAUAUAAUGUAUAAUCACUAUAUAUGUACUAUUUAUAAAUUAUAUUCAUGUCCUAUUUCCAUUAUAAUUAUUGUACAUUUGUUUAUAGACGCGUAAGUUUAACAAAUCUCUAGUGAGAUGACGAACAGUUCUGAUAUACAUACAUGUGUAUAUACUUACAUGCAUAUAUAUACAUAUACUAUAUAUAUAUAUAUAUAUAUAUAUAUCUGCGUCUAUUUUUGCGUAACCAAAGUUUUAGUAACUAUCGAUAUUAUACAUAGCAUCGAACUUUAUGUGUAUACAUAUUAAUGUGUACUGAAGAACGAAACGAAUGAUGAUUAUAUUAAAAGAUAUUGUAAGUUGUAAAUAGCUUUAUUAUAGAGCAACGUUAUAGUUAUGGUUGAAAGACAUUGAGAAUAUCGACGAAUUUGCUCACAGUUGUAAUUCUUAUGUUGACUUUCUGUAUUUCGGAUUUUUAUGUAUAGUUAAAGCAACGUCAUAUAUAUAUAUACAUAAAGCAAGCAUUUAUAUAUUUUCACUAUGUCAACGGAUAAAACCGAAAAUUAAAAUGCAUCAAAUGUCGUUGCAAGAUAAAAUGAAGAAGAAAUAGGAAUAAACAAUCUCUCUUCUCUCGUAAUCUUAAACUGUGUCAAUUUCCGAAUUUACUCCGCAAACACAAAAUGCUUGAUCUAUAUGUGUUAUACGUGUGUAUGCAUGUCGUUGAGUUAAUAUGUUGUAUUUUCUUGACACGCGUCACAGUGUCAUUUUCUACGUCAAUUCUCGUUAUCUUAUAAUUGUUAUUCUAUGUUAUUCUGAAGCAGCUUCAUUCUUUUUAGAUUCAAAAUACAUUAAAACGUUUCUUACAAAA
This is a messenger RNA of Odontomachus brunneus, 5735 nucleotides long. Its product is annotated as zinc finger protein Elbow-like. Bases 696 to 2225 code for a protein of 509 amino acids. The record is from RefSeq and is a predicted model, not a curated record. Gene Ontology annotation, cellular component: nucleus. Lineage: Eukaryota; Metazoa; Arthropoda; Insecta; Hymenoptera; Formicidae. Gene Ontology annotation, biological process: negative regulation of DNA-templated transcription. The transcript is spliced from 2 exons.